UGUCAGUGGUUGCUCAUCGAACCCCAGCGUAUUGGUCCCGCUUCACCGUCAAGCAGAUCUACGAUAAGCUCCAGCCCAAAAGGACGUACACACCACAAGCGCUGACGACUGGAAUGCUGAUGUUGCAAUACAUGGGCCCCAGAGUGUGCGGCAUGGGUGGGAAUGGUACGAGAUGGGAUUCUUCGCUAGCUGGACACCGUCUGGGUCGAUCACGCUCCUGCGCUUCGAUUUGCCUGCGAAGUUGGAAAAGGAUAUCCAGUCAACGUUUUCUUCGCAGGAUGUCUCUCGUUGGUGUCCAUACGCCGUGCUUUCGCUCAUCUCGGAUGCGCUGCUUCGAUUGUAUGAUGACUCGGUCUGGACACUCAGAAACCAUAUCAGUCAGUGGGAAGCUAGGAGGUCACAAGAGGCCGAUUACUUCCUUUUGCACGAGAUUGCGAGACAAGGGAUACAUGUCAGCGAGACUCUUAUCGUGGCUAUACGGUCUCUCGAUGCCAUGCAGCACCAUCACGUAAGGUUUCAUACACACAACGAUCUUGUCCGCAGUGAAAAGGGACGCGAAAACUAGGAUAGAGUUGGGGUUCGCUUUGAGUUGCAGCUUCGCUUACUC
This is a messenger RNA of Paraphaeosphaeria sporulosa, 607 nucleotides long. RefSeq lists its product as uncharacterized. The transcript is spliced from 2 exons. NCBI's taxonomy places the organism in Eukaryota, Fungi, Ascomycota, Dothideomycetes, Pleosporales, Didymosphaeriaceae. The record is from RefSeq and is a predicted model, not a curated record. Bases 114 to 512 code for a protein of 132 amino acids.